Molecule: messenger RNA, 2042 nt
Organism: Lycium barbarum (goji berry)
Lineage: Eukaryota; Viridiplantae; Streptophyta; Magnoliopsida; Solanales; Solanaceae
Product: peroxisomal membrane protein PEX14-like
Exons: 13
Coding region: 205-1746 (513 amino acids)
Biological process (GO): protein import into peroxisome matrix, docking
Cellular component (GO): peroxisomal membrane; peroxisomal importomer complex
Molecular function (GO): signaling receptor binding
Source: RefSeq, a predicted model, not a curated record
GGACCUUGACUCUUGUGGUCAUGUUUUCUGCAAAGGUUUUUUGUCUUGUUCUAGUUUAAUAUCAUUCAAUAAAAUAAUUUACACAACACAGAAAAACCACUAGUAUUUGCUUCGAGAUGAGCAAAAUCCACUUGUGGGUUCUGUUCUGACAUCCAUCCUAUCAUCAAUAAUCAAUUCAUCUUAGUUCAAUAGGAGUUGGUUAACAUGGCAUCUCAAUCAGAUUCUCCACUUAAAUCAGUAAAUGAGAAUACCCAGAAUCAAGCUUCACAACCAGCAGCGGAAGAUCCCCAAGAUGCUACUAAAGGGAGCUCUCCGACUUCUGUGUUUGUAAACUCAGAACCAAUUCGGGACGACCAAGUCCAGAAUGCUGUGAAAUUUCUUUCACAUCCGAAAGUUAGGGGAUCUCCAGUCCAGUAUAGGCGUUCUUUUCUUGAGAGGAAGGGGCUCACGAAGGAGGAGAUAGACGAAGCCUUUCGUCGAGUUCCUGAUCCUACCCCAACUGUUACUAGCACACAGCCAGUUGCUGCUAAUGAAGACGGGAAGCAGCAGCCUUCAUCAGCUAGUCCACCACAGGCUGCAAUACAAAAUCUGCAGCCUGCAUCAGCAACAAGCAAUAGCAUGACAAAAAGGGGAUAUCUCUCUCAUUUCCAUUGGACUCAUGCAGUUGUUGCUGUAGGUUUUCUCGCUGCUUCAGGAGCUGGAACAGCUGUACUUUUCAAGAAAUCUAUUAUUCCCCGGUUGAAGUCUUGGAUACGCAAGGUUGUAAUGGAUGAAGAAGAUGAAAAAGGUGUUGUGAAGGGAAAACCAAGUUUAGCAGAAGAAGCUGCUGUUGCUGCAAAAGCUGCUGCAGCAGCUGCUGCUGACGUUGCCCGGGCAAGCCAGGAGAUGUUGGCAUCAAAAUCUGAAGAGAAAAGGUAUUUUGAGGAGCUGACAAGCCUGCUAAACUACCAAGUACGUGAGAUGAAAUCAAUGACAAGUGCUAUAGAGAAACUGGAAGGGCAAAGUAAUACUUAUGGAAGAAUACCUGUUACAGAACUAGAUGAUCGCAGAAUUUCAGUUACUCAAUCUAGGCAAUCUUAUGCAAAUGGAAAAGUGGAGGGUGAUGCACGUUCAGUGAGAUCUUUGUCGCCACCUGCAUCUGUGGAACCAUCUGUUGCACCCCAUCCCAAGUCUUAUAUGGAGAUUAUGGCUAUGGUUCAAAGAGGAGAGAAGCCUUCCAACAUCCGAGAUAUAAAUGAUCAGCCACCAAAUCCUAACCAGCCUGUACCUGAUCGUGUUGCUGGAAGGCCUAAGCCUUGGGAAGUUGGCCAGAGCCAAAACAAUUUGCUUCAAUCCCAAGGUUACCAAGAAAAUCUGACAAACGGAGACAGUUCAGCUCCUUGGUGGCAACGUAAGAAUGCCAGGAUAACUGAAAUCCAAUCUGAAGGUGAACAAAACUUUGGAUCUCCAGCUGCACCAGUUCAGGAACGACCAAUUCAGAGAUCCUGGGUCCCACCCCAGCCUCCUCCAGUUGCAAUGGCAGAAGCAGCUGCAGCCAUCCGUCAACCUAAAAAGCCUGCGUUUCAAAACGAACAAUUGACGGAUGAUCAGUUGAUAGCUCGUUCAUCAGAAAUAACGGAUGAGCUGCAGAGGGUUACAAGAAUCUCCGAAUCUGGUGGUGCCCCUGAAGCUAAUGGCUCGAGUUCUGUGCUACAGAUGAGUGAGACGAUGCCAAUUGGAGAAGGUGAUCAAACUUUCGGCAGCUGAAAGAGCCUUUAUUUUACUUGAUAUAAAAGGCUGGGUAUUCAGUAUGGAGGUUCCCCAAGAUCUUGCAGCUACAUAUUCUUGAUGAAUCGAGCCUCUGGUUCGUGUUUACCCCUAAAUGAAAUCUACAGUUACAUUUGUCAACUUUCAGGUAUAUGUAAAAAAGAUCAAUAUCUAAAUGUAGCAAAGCCAUUAUGUUUCUUCCUGGUGGUCUAUUGAUACACUCUAAAAUGGCUACCCAACUUAAGAAUCGUUUUAUAUAAUUCCACAGUUUGAAUAAAGUUUAGAUAAUGAGAUAA